Messenger RNA from Elgaria multicarinata webbii, 2589 nucleotides. RefSeq names its product proline-serine-threonine phosphatase interacting protein 1 (gene PSTPIP1). Gene Ontology annotation, molecular function: actin filament binding. Gene Ontology annotation, biological process: actin filament polymerization. Lineage: Eukaryota; Metazoa; Chordata; Lepidosauria; Squamata; Anguidae. The coding region runs from base 133 to 1359 and encodes 408 amino acids. The record is from RefSeq and is a predicted model, not a curated record. The transcript is spliced from 15 exons. Gene Ontology annotation, cellular component: actin filament; cytoplasm; plasma membrane.
AGUUGCCGAGGGAGCAUUCCUCUUUCUGCUUCAGAGCGGACAGCAGCUGGUGCAAGCAGAGCGGCUCUUUUCUUCUAAGUUUUUACACUACGGAGCUAAUUUGCCAGAAGCACAACAUUCCGAUAACUCGCUAUGGCGCACCUGCAAUUUAAAGAUGCCUUCUGGUGUAAAGAAUUCACUGUUCAUGCUGGAUAUGAGGUGCUUCUGCAGCGAUUGCUGGAUGGGAGAAAGAUGUGCAAAGAUGUGGAGGACUUGAUCAAGCAAAGGGCACAAGCGGAAGAACGGUACGGGAAGGAGCUGGUUCAAAUUGCUCGGAAAGCAGGAGGCCAAACGGAAAUCAACACUCUGAAGGCUUCAUUCGAAAUCCUUAAACAACAAAUUGAAAGUGUCGGGAACUCUCACAUCCAGUUGGCAAUCAUGCUGAAGGAUGAACUGAAGGGCCUAGAAGAAUUUAGAGAAAGACAGAAGGAACAAAGGAAAAAGUAUGAAAGUACAAUGGAACGGGUGCACAAGAACAAGCUCUCAAUGUAUAAGAAAACCAUGGAGUCGAAGAAGACGUACGAACAGAAAUGCAAAGACGCCGAUGACGCAGAGCAGGCCUUUGAGAGGAUCAGUGCUGUGGGCAACCAGAAGCAAACAGAAAAGAGUCAGACGAAAGCAAAGCAAUGCAAAGACGCUGCAGUUGAAGCAGAAAAAGUGUAUAAGCAGAACAUAGAAACACUGGAUCAGGCUAGGACGAAUUGGGAGCAAGAACAUAUUGGCGCAUGUGAGGCUUUUCAGCUCCAGGAAUGUGAUCGGAUCACCAUCCUACGGAAUUCUCUGUGGGUCCAUUGCAAUCAGCUCUCCAUGCAGUGUGUGAAGGAUGACGAGCUAUAUGAAGAGGUCCGACUGAACUUGGAGAAUUGCAACAUAGGCUUGGAUAUGGAUUGCUUUGUUCAGAAUAAAACGACAGGAACGGAGCCUCCAGCUGCCAUUGGCUAUGAGAACUAUUAUGAAAGAGUAGUGCCUGCUAAACCCUGCGGCAGCCCGAUCCAGACUUGUGGAAUGAUGAAGAGGUUCUCGGGAUUGCUCCAUGGAAACAGUCGAAAUGCCACAGAAAGUAUUAUUCCUCCAGCGCCUCCAGCUGUUGAGAAAGCAGAUGGUGUUUAUGCAGCCAUUCGCGUGACCCAAGAAGAAGAAGCUGAUCUACCCCAGGACUACAGAGUACUCUACGAUUACACAGCCCUGAAUGAGGACGAGCUGGAUAUUCGAGCAGGUGAUGUCGUAGCCGUCAUUGAAGUGGGAGAGGAUGGCUGGUGGACUGCAGAGCAGAAUGGCCAGCAAGGAUUUGUGCCGGGGUCCUACCUGGAGAAAGUUUGAUGAGAGGAGCACUCUUGAAUGCUUAUCUUUUUUCCCUAUUCCUCAACCAGAAAUGUCAUAAAAUUCACUCUUCAUAUUUGCCAUCAAAUGAAGGCCUUCAAUUGCACUCUUUAACUUUAGUAUAAAGAGCUCCCUGAUGCCAAUUUUUUUUUAAAAAAAGCAGCACAACUCCCAAAUACAUCUUGAUUUAUGUAGUUUAAAAUUCAGACUGUUUUUCCCCCGAGCCUAAAAGUUUCUAUGUUCCAAAAGAUUCUUGCUAGGGUCUACAGACAGAGCAAAGCUAGAGCCCUACUUGUUCUAAAAUUGUGAUCCAAUGGAAGUUUUACAGCUGGCAUAUGGAUAGAACUUCAAAGCUGCAUGGAACCAGUUUUUACAAAGGACAGCUUGCAAAACUGCCUUAGCUAGUCCCUUACAGAAACUGUUGUUCCUUUGACCCUGAAGACAAUCCUCACUCAGAACAUGGCAGGCUUUAAUAAACCACUUCAAGUGCAUUUUUGAUUUUCCUCAUCCCUUUGUUCUUUACUGGUGCCUUCCCUGCUCUUUCCCAUAACUGGAAUCACAACAUGUAGAUCAAACUAACCCUUUCCCUUUGUCUGCAAUUAUCUGUGUGAGAUGAAGCAGAGGGGCCUGUUAUCAGAGCUAAGGUUUGAUACUCAGUUGAAAUUCUCAGCUGUUGGGAAUUGAAAUGCGCUUACAGUUGUUCCAACAAGAUACCAACCAUCUAUCCCCACAACCACCAUUUGGGAUUCCAGCAGCUGGGAAUUUGAAUUCAAAUAGCAAGAAGCUAGUAGAAGAUGCAAGAAGUAAACAGGUGAUCUGUUCUGAAUAUCCUUUUUACAUACUAAAGCAGGCUCCUUGGAGAGGUCUAAGGAUUUCCUUCUUUGCAAAGGGAUCUGUCAGCCCCAUCCUAUAACGCUUGCUUUGAACACACUGGUGCCUGCAAGGGCCAAUUAACACAAUGUGUUAAUCAUACAGUGACUGUAUGAUUUAUCAUUUGUUAACUAGCAUGAACAAAGUACUGGUCAUCUUUGAUAAAUCACAAUCGGGACCACUGUUGGUCUUUCACUUCACAGGCUUGUGUAUCAGGUAGAAAGUGAGGAUCUACUAUCUGAAAGAGAAUAUUGCAAUACAUAAGAGUAAUUCAAACUUUUUUUGUUCAAAUCUUAUUUCGUUGAUGAAAACAUUAUUGGUUGAAAUGUUAUACUUAAAAAUGUAGACUUAAAUACUUAA